Molecule: messenger RNA, 739 nt
Organism: Mercenaria mercenaria
Lineage: Eukaryota; Metazoa; Mollusca; Bivalvia; Venerida; Veneridae
Product: perlucin-like protein
Exons: 6
Coding region: 162-644 (160 amino acids)
Source: RefSeq, a predicted model, not a curated record
UUGUCGUUAUUUUGUAAAUAGUUAUAAAAGAUUCAAUUUUCAAAUAGUAAAUUGAAAUGUAAAAUGAUUUUCAGAGUGUGGUUGCUUAGUGGGAACAUCAAGGUGAAUGUGCCGGUAGCUUUGUGUGUUUAAAUCAAAUCCUGCAAAGAUCACGUCUUUAUAUGAAACCAGUGCUGGGUUUUCCGCGAAGCGGACUCAAAAACGAUUCAAUUCUUGUGACAAGUGCUAGUUGUCCCGAUGGAUGGGUGUCACAUAGAUCAUCGUGCUAUUGGUUCACCAAAGACAGAUUUUCAUUCCAUGAUGCAGAGAAUUACUGUCAGGGACAACAUGCUUUUGGCCACUUAGUGCAGGUAGAUGACAGCACAGAAAACAGUUUUAUAAAGGACACACUUAAAGCGAUGCACGGAGCUCAUCGUUGGAUGGGUCUUACGGACGAAAAAGAGGAAGGAACAUGGGUGUGGGUUGGCUCUAAUACGCCAACAAAUUUUACAGAUUGGUUCCCAGGGCAACCAAAUUCAAACACGGGGGAGGAAGAUUGUGUGAUAUUUACAAAUUACAAUGGGUAUCGUUGGUAUGACGUCUCUUGUAACUCAAACUAUGAACCGAUCUGUGAAAUGCCAUCUUCAGGUCCAGUCGUGGGGUAGUAUAUUACACAAAUCUGGACUGCAAUGUUGAUUUUCAAAUGAAUAACGUUAUUUUCAUUUUCGAAACAAUAACACCCAAGUCUUAAAAUGUUUAA